Molecule: messenger RNA, 2491 nt
Organism: Camellia sinensis
Lineage: Eukaryota; Viridiplantae; Streptophyta; Magnoliopsida; Ericales; Theaceae
Source: RefSeq, a predicted model, not a curated record
AGUGAAGAGCGAAACAGAGUGAAGGAGGGAGAGGGAGAGAGAGAGAGAGAGAGCAAAUGUUGCAGAAAUGAACAAUAACAACAACGACAUUCAACACCUGAAACAAGAUCUGGACCCCCAAAGCGACCACAGCUCCGACCUCUACCCCCAACAACCCCACCCCCACCCUCACCCUUUCCAACCCCAAUCUCACCCCCACCCUCAGCCCCGCCGCCCCCGCGGCUUCGCCGCCACUGCCGCGGCGGCGGCGGUGGCCAUGGGUGCUGCCUCCGCUGCCGCCGCCUCUUCGUCCAGUGGAGUUGCCAAGGGGAAGAAGGAGAGGGAGAAGGAGAAGGAGCGCACCAAGCUCCGUGAACGCCACCGCCGGGCCAUCACCAGCCGCAUGCUCGCCGGCCUCCGCCAGUACGGCAACUUCCCUCUCCCCGCUCGCGCCGACAUGAACGAUGUCCUCGCCGCCCUUGCUCGCGAGGCUGGUUGGACCGUUGAUUCCGAUGGCACCACCUAUCGCUCCUCUCCUCCUCCUUCCCAAAUGGGGACGUUUCCUGUUAGGGUUGGAAGCCCACUGUCUUCUAGUUCACUGAAAAAUUGCUCCGUGAAAGCUACAUUAGAUUGUCAGCCAUCGGUUCUCAGAAUUGAUGAGAGCUUAUCACCAGCGUCACUUGAUUCUGUUGUAGUUGCAGAGAGGGAUACAAAGAGUGAAAAAUAUACAAGUGCAAGCCCCAUGAAUUCAUCUGAAUGCUUGGGGGCUGAUCAGCUUAUGCAUGAUGUUGGUUCCAGGGAGCAUGGAACUGACUUUACAGGAACUCCGUAUGUCCCUGUUUAUGUGAUGCUUGCUACUGGUGUAAUCAACAAUUUCUGCCAGUUGGUUGAUCCUGAAGGUGUUAGACAGGAGUUGAGGCAUCUGAAGUCUUCACAUGUAGAUGGUGUCGUCGUCGAUUGUUGGUGGGGUAUCGUUGAAGGUUGGAACCCACAGAAGUAUGAAUGGUGUGGAUACAGGGAACUAUUUACCAUGAUCCGAGAGUUCCAACUGAAAUUGCAGGUUGUAAUGGCAUUCCAUGAAUAUGGAGGAAAUGAUUCUAGGGGUGUACUGAUCUCCCUCCCCCAGUGGGUUUUGGAGAUUGGGAAAGAGAACCCAGAUAUAUUUUUUACAGACCGUGAAGGAAGGAGAAAUACUGAAUGCCUAUCUUGGGGUAUUGAUAAAGAACGAGUACUAAAAGGAAGAACUGGUAUAGAGGUCUACUUUGACUUCAUGAGAAGCUUUCGCACAGAGUUCGAUGACUUGUUUGCUGAGGGUCUCAUCUCUGCAGUUGAAAUUGGAUUGGGAGCUUCUGGGGAGCUAAAGUACCCUUCUUUUUCAGAAAUGAUGGGUUGGAGAUACCCGGGUAUUGGUGAGUUUCAGUGUUAUGACAAAUACUCACAACAAAAUCUACGAAAAGCUGCGAAAUUGCGUGGGCACUCAUUUUGGGCCAGGGGACCUGAUAAUGCAGGUCAUUACAAUUCUAGACCACAUGAAACUGGCUUCUUCUGUGAACGAGGUGAUUAUGAUAGCUACUAUGGGCGCUUUUUCCUCCACUGGUAUGCUCAGUCUUUGAUAGAUCAUGCUGAUAAUGUCCUAUCUCUUGCAAGCCUUGCAUUUGAGGACACAAGGAUAAUUGUAAAGAUUCCAGCCAUCUAUUGGUGGUACAAAACUACAAGCCAUGCGGCAGAACUGACAUCUGGAUACUAUAACCCUACAAACCAGGACGGAUAUUCUCCAGUUUUUGAGGUUCUUAAGAAAUACUCGGUGACAAUGAAGUUUGUCUGGUCAGGGCUGGUUCCGUGUCAUGAAAUUGACGAAGCAUUGGCUGAUCCAGAAGGUUUGAGUUGGCAGGUUUUAAAUUCGGCCUGGGAUCGAGGAUUGACUGUGGCUGGUCAGAAUGCAGUUCCAUGUUAUGAUAGAGAAGGGUACAUGAGAAUAAUUGAGACCGCAAAGCCCAGAAACGAUCCUGAUCGUCGCCACUUUUUGUUCUUUGUGUAUCAACAGGCAUCACCUUUUGCUCAAGGAACAAUAUGCUUCCCGGAAUUGGACUACUUUAUUAAAUGCAUGCACGGAGAAAUUACAGGUGAACUAGAACCCUGAUGAGCACAAGUGCUGGUUUUACAAGUUGACUAGCAGUCAAGACGAUGACUGACAUGGUGGAGAUGGAAUCUGUAUAUUGAAUAUGGCUUAAGUUGCUGAAUUUUCUAACCUUUCCGCCAGUAUUUUAGUAAUCAUUUGUCUUAAGGAUUACCUUUUUUAUUUUAUUUUAUUUUUUGCCCUAUUUUCUUUCUUUCUAUAUUAAUUUAUAAUUGUAAUUUCAUCCAAAUUACAGCACUGAUUGCAAAAGUGAAGCAUUAAAUUAGGUAUUUUAGAAAAAAGUAUUUAGUAUACGAGAUAGUUGGUACUAGUUUCUCUCACAUCAUGUGAUUUUGUGUUACUUUCUCUACUCGUAUUGGUUCGAUUUACACAAAA